Molecule: messenger RNA, 1323 nt
Organism: Epinephelus fuscoguttatus (brown-marbled grouper)
Lineage: Eukaryota; Metazoa; Chordata; Actinopteri; Perciformes; Serranidae
Product: acidic amino acid decarboxylase GADL1-like
Biological process (GO): carboxylic acid metabolic process
Cellular component (GO): cytoplasm
Molecular function (GO): pyridoxal phosphate binding; carboxy-lyase activity
Source: RefSeq, a predicted model, not a curated record
AUGGCUCUAGACAAGUCGGCUGCCACCGGCUACUGGACCCAUCCUCGUUUCUUCAACCAGCUGUAUGCAGGGAUGGAGCCGUAUUCCGUGGUGGCAAGCUUCAUUGCAGAGGCACUCAAACCCAGUCUGUACACAUAUGAGGCGGCUCCGUUCUUUACACUGAUGGAGGAUGCUGUGCUUAGGAAGAUGAUGGAGAUGACUGGCUGGGAGGAAGGGGGAGACGGAAUCUUCAAUGCAGGUGGCUCAAGGUCCAACAUGUACGCUAUGAACAUAGCCAGGUUUCAUCAUUGUCCUGACAUUAAAGAAGACAGCCUUUCUGCUGUUCCACAGCUUGUCAUCUUCACAUCACAGGAGGCCUGUUGGAGUGGAGCAGCUCUGGUGUCUAAGAAGCAUAAACACAUGUUGAAGGGCAUCAAUAGAGCAAACUCUGUAGCCUGGAACCCUCAUAAGAUGCUGAUUGCAUGUCUGCAGUGCUGUGCUUUCCUGGUCAGGGACAAAACAAACCUUCUCCUCCAUUGCCACUCAGGUAGGGCCUGCUAUCUCUUCCAGCAGGAUAAGUUCAAUGAUGUUAGUUACGACACUGGAGACAAAGGAGGAGCAGAACACAGCCUGGGACAGCAGGGUUUGCUGGAGGCUCCUGAGGGGCGCAAAGCCAGGCCACUUGUCAUAUUUUGCCCAGGGGGUUUGAAGAAAAGAGAGGGGUUCAGUCUGUUAAUGGAACCUGAAUAUGCAAAGGUUUGCUUUUGGGGCUACAUUCCUCCAAGUCUGAGGAAUCUUCCAGAAGGCCCUGAGCUCUGGAAGAAACUUCACACUGUGCUGAGAGACACACUGGGAACAGGCAGGUAUAACCCCGCCCACCACAACUACACAUCAGGCCCCUCUGCUCCUUGGCCUGGUAAGGCAUGCUCUCCAGAUGGCCCUGGCAGCGGAGAUUGUGGAGCUAAAAUCGGAACUCUGAUCCCUGGAGCAGCUGAUCGACGACCUCCUCCAGCGGCAGUCCGUGCUGUGCUCCCGGUUAGCCCGCCUGGAGCCAGAAGCCAACCUGCAGCCUUUAGCUCCAGCUCCUACUGUCGCCGCUACCAACGUCCCUGGUCCGAGCUCCACUUCAUUGUGGUCUUCUGUUCCCCAAAAGUAGCAUCCUCACUUGGCGUCUGCCCCAGUGCCCUCAUCACCCUCCUCGAAGCCACCUGUUGCAGCACCGACAAACUCUUCUCCCCCGACCCCGCCCACCCGAGAACCUGGUCAUGUCAACACCUCGUCUCAUCCAAUCCCAUGCAGUUCGUCAGUCUCCCUCAACCCAAGGCUGUUGAUCUACAAAUAUAA